This is a messenger RNA of Acipenser ruthenus (sterlet), 1914 nucleotides long. Its product is annotated as ciliogenesis and planar polarity effector 1-like. The record is from RefSeq and is a predicted model, not a curated record. Gene Ontology annotation, cellular component: ciliary transition zone. Gene Ontology annotation, biological process: cilium assembly. NCBI's taxonomy places the organism in Eukaryota, Metazoa, Chordata, Actinopteri, Acipenseriformes, Acipenseridae.
AUGGCUGCCUAUGGAGCGCCAUUGCGAGAGCGUUCCAACUUUGACUCCAUUGAAGAAGAAGAUGCUGACUUGCUGUUCAGUUCAGUACAGGAGAUACUGAAGGCAGCAGUCAUGACUGAUGCAGACAUCCUCUCAGAAACCUUUGACUUACUGAUGCAGACUGCUAAAGACCUGACUGCAAAGCUGUCUGGCUUGGUGCCGGAUGGGCUGUAUCUCCCAGCACCGCCUCUGUAUUGCCCCCAGCCUGCUUUAGACACUGAGGCUGGUGCAGUGGAUCUGGCACUAAGAGCAGAGCUGGUUUCCCGUCAGAGAGUGUCUGGUGUGCUUCAGAGGGUGCUGCUGCUCUUCAGGGCAGCUCGCUGCUCCCUUCCAUCUGCACAGUGGUACAUCCAGAAACUAAAACACAGCCGCAAAAUCAUGAAUAAGAUUCGACUUAAGGGUUCUCAGCCUCAGUUGAACUCUUUCACAGACUCUCUGCUUAAAUAUGCAAGCAGAAGAGGUUUCUUCAAGCCAGGACCCAGUGGAGAUCAGCAGUCUGUCCCAGUGUCAAUCCGUGCAAUAAGUACUUUCCGAGAACUUUGCAGCCUGUGCUGGAUGUUCCAUGUUCGAAAACGAUUAUCAGCAAGCUGUAGGAAAUACCAGCUUGCAAGGAACAGUGCGAGGGACCCAGAGGGCUAUGUGGGAGCUGUGGAGUAUGAUGCUGGGGUGGCGGAGCACUGUCUUGAUGCUCUGGAGUGGGCUUAUCGCUUGCUGCCCUUUGCUAGGUUUAUGAACGCUGAAGAAAUCACUCAAGAUGUAAUCCUAAGCCUCGUGGGGGAACUGCCUCCAAUACGGAAGGUGGCAGAGGUCCUUGUGAAAGUGUUUCCUGAGCAGGAGGAGUCUGUACGAGUUCCACUGAGGGAAAAAUAUAACUUGCAACAUCUAAGGCAUUCCACUGUCAAAGGUCCUGAAAGAGAAGAAAUGAUGUCAGUUGUUAUCCAAGAUCUUCUGAAGCAGAGAUGCAAACAGCUGAAACGUAUAGCCAGAAACAUUGGUCCUGUGGAGUUUCACAUCUGGGAGAGGGAUGAGGAGGGUGUGGCAGAGAAUGACAAUCCCCUCUGUGACAGGUUUUCACUGGGGACCAGCCUGAGCCAGAGCACUUUAACUGACUUUGGGAGACCUCAGUUAUACAGUGAUGACACAGCAGUUACCAUUUCAGAGCAACUGCAAGGAGAGAACAGUAGGGAUGAAGUUAAUAUAAAUGAGAGCAGACACAGUAAACCUCAAAGUAUGGAGCUGUUGCCUGAUAAAAAGAAAGUUUCAGAUAAACUGAACAGAAAAUUAAAGUUGAAUGCUGAAAAAGUUGAAGGCCAUGUGCUGGACCCCCUGGCACUACCUGUAGUGGGAUCCUGGGAGUUUGAAUGUGAUGACGAUGAGUAUGUCCAGUUCUUAGAGCUAUUCUUGAGCUACAUGCUGGAGAAGGGCCUGGUAAAUAACAAAGACCCCAGCAUUCCCUUCCUCGCCUGCUUCUCCUCGCACCUUCGAGAGCACAAGCUCAACUCCCUCCUGUUUGAUGUGCACACCACUCUGAAACGUCGGCAGAACCAGAAGGGCAGCAGCAAUAUCUUCAGAGCUGGCAGUUGCUAUCACCUGGUCCCGGGACCACCCCCUGCUCCUCUGGGGAAACCAGUGUCUGUGCACAGCGAGACCUGGAGUGCACAGUCAAGCCUGAGACCAUCUAGUUCUAUGGCAGAUCCAUCAAAAACCAACCUGAAUACUAAUCUGUAUUUCUCUGGCGCUCAUAAAGGCAAACAGAAAGGAUGUUUCCCCAGAAUCAAUGCCCACCCCAAGAUCUGUUUCAUUGUACAGCCAAAGCACGUGUGGUCCCUUGUGCGCCACUCCCCGGACACCUCAGACCGAAGCCUACGUUUUUAA